Messenger RNA from Lethenteron reissneri (Far Eastern brook lamprey), 1233 nucleotides. RefSeq names its product tetraspanin-3-like. The record is from RefSeq and is a predicted model, not a curated record. Gene Ontology annotation, cellular component: plasma membrane. Lineage: Eukaryota; Metazoa; Chordata; Hyperoartia; Petromyzontiformes; Petromyzontidae.
CACCCACCACGUGUUUCCGGCCGAACAGCUGUUUACUGCGUAGCUCCAGUCGUCGGCUGCUCCCCGACCACCCAACCCCACCAAGUCGUGGUUGGGGCGGCCUUCUUCCACGGACAAUUAAAGCCUUUUGAAACUAAGCUUUGACUUCUAGACGGGUUUAACAGCCACGUGAGCGAUGGCGACCUGCGGCGUGGUGUCUUCCAAAACGUUCCUCAUCUUCCUCAACCUCGUGUUCUGGGCAGGUGGUGGUAUCCUGUGCUAUAUCGGCGCCUACGUGUUCAUCACCUACGACAGCUACCAGCACUUCCUGGAGGACCGCUACGCGCUGUUGGCGCCGCUGGUGGUCGUCGCCGUCGGCAUCUUCCUGUUCGUCGUAGGCAUCGUGGGCUGCUGCGCCACCGUGCGCGAGAGCAAGUGCGGCCUCUCCACGUUCUUCAUCCUCCUGCUGGUGAUCUUCUCCCUGGAGGUGGUGGCUGCUCUCCUGGGCUACGCGUACAGAGGCCAGGUGAAGGACAAGGUGGAGGGGACGAUCUCUCAGGUGUUUGAAGAGUACAACGGCACAGACUCCAACACGGCCAGUCGCGCCAUCGACUACGUGCAGCGUCAGCUCAAGUGCUGUGGCGUCAAAAACUACUCGGACUGGAUGGAUCGUCCGUGGUUCAAUCGCACGGGCAACAACAGCGUCCCCGUCAGCUGCUGCCGGAGCAAUGUCACCCACUGUGACGGCAACAUGAAGCAUCCGAGGGACAUCUACAAUGAGGGCUGCGAGGCGUUGGUGGAGAAGACCAUUAAGGAUAUCCUCAACUACGUGAUGCGGGUGGCACUAAUCUACGCGGUCGUGCAGCUGCUGGGCAUGCUGUGCGCCUGCAUCGUGAUUUGUCACAAGAGGAGGGCCCACCCAGAAUACGAGCCCCUGGUGACUGGGGGAACGCAGGCUUGAGAGGUGGGGACUGCAACAAAAGCGGCGGCAGCAGCAGAAGAAGAUGAAAUCGCAGCUCCGGAUCGCCUCCGUUCCGGAGCAUAUGGCUGUGAGAUUAAUACGCGUUGAGGGUUCUGUGUGUUUUUCUCCUUUAAACCCGUGUGCACAUGAUUAGCGGUGGGGAGGGGGAAUAAUGGGGGGUGGAUGAACGUGUGAUGACAAACGUGGCAAAACGGUUAUGUGCAGAAAUUAAUCUGCUUGUUUUUGACGUGCAAGUAAUGCAACUGAUUUAAUAAAAACUGUCCUGGAUACGA